CAUAAGAGAAGUCAACAUGGGAAAGGCCAAUACCAUUUUAAUCAAAAUUGUGAGUAAAUUUGUGACUUUACUUGGUUUUGCAGGUGCUGGGUUUGCUAUUGCUGCCGAGGUUACAAGGGUCAAGGCAAAGGACGUGGAACCAACGGCACUCGGUAAAUGCAUCUAUCCAAGCUCUCCGGCAAUAAAACUUGCACACAUAGCAAUACUGAUCAUACUUAUUACCCAGAUACUUAUUAGUGUCUUAUUUUGUUGUUCUUGCCGUAAACGAAAUAGUUCCAACACCAAAUCAUCCCCUAUUAUUGGAGCAAUUGUUUUGCUCAUCUUAUCGUGGGGCUGUGCAAUUGGUGGUAUUAGUCUGCUAGUGUGUGCUGCUAAUCGCAACAGUCGUCAAGAGUUUAUCCCCUCAACAGGGCAGUGCUACACUGUAAGAUCUAGCUUGUUUAAAGCGGGUGGCUUUAUAGGCCUUGUUGCCUGUAUACUAGGCCAAUGCAGCUAUGGCCCGGACAAACGCAAGUCCGAACCAGAAGAGGUUCCGUAUCAAGGUGGCAUUGCCAUGGCAAAUUCUCGGUGUGAUACCGUACCUAUACAAUCGACCCACAAACAACAAGUGCAAUAUGUUCCUUGAUGUUUGUGGAGUUCUAGUAAUUAAGCUCAUGUCCUAAUCAUUCUUAAAUAAUUCAUACGUAGUAUAGUUUAAACUCCAAAAUUCUUUUGCAUUCUUCCAUAUCCUUUGUAUUGUAUUCUCUCACAUCUAUUAUUUUUCUAAUUGUUCAAAGACUUUAAUGAAUCACGCGCGACUAUCAAAAUCGGACCAUAUAUAAAAAACUCUUAGCGAUGUGAUAAAUGUAACAACU
Spinacia oleracea (spinach) is the source of this 854-nucleotide messenger RNA. RefSeq lists its product as uncharacterized. The record is from RefSeq and is a predicted model, not a curated record. NCBI's taxonomy places the organism in Eukaryota, Viridiplantae, Streptophyta, Magnoliopsida, Caryophyllales, Amaranthaceae. The transcript has 3 exons. Bases 17 to 625 code for a protein of 202 amino acids.